This is a messenger RNA of Amphiprion ocellaris (clown anemonefish), 2207 nucleotides long. RefSeq names its product testis-specific serine/threonine-protein kinase 2-like. The record is from RefSeq and is a predicted model, not a curated record. NCBI's taxonomy places the organism in Eukaryota, Metazoa, Chordata, Actinopteri, Pomacentridae. Gene Ontology annotation, cellular component: cytoplasm; centrosome; nucleus. Gene Ontology annotation, biological process: protein phosphorylation; mitotic cell cycle; regulation of cytokinesis. Gene Ontology annotation, molecular function: protein kinase activity; ATP binding.
AUGCACUACCUGGGAGAAGGCGCUUUUGGUAAAGUUGUGAGAGCAUACUCAACUCACAUGAAAAAAUGAAUUGCCAUAAAGAUCAUUGACAAAAAUUUUGUUCUAGUUGCAGGGAAAAGUUCCUGUCCUGUGAAAAAAAAAAUCAUUCGGUCUCUUAACCAUUCCAACAUUAUCACGACUUAUGACAUCUUUGAAUUACGGCUGGGAACGGUCUACGUAGUGAUGGAACUCUGUGAGAACAGAGACCUGUUAAACUACAUUUCUGUGAGAGGGGCCUUAAAGGAAUCUUCCAGCUGCAGGCUUUUCAAACAGUUAUGUAAGGCCCUCCAGUAUCUUCAUAACAUGGACGUGGGUCACAGAGACCUUAAAUGUGAAAAUCUGCUGCUGGACAAGCAUAGCAACCUCAAAGUGUGUGACUUUGAGUUCAGCAAGAGGCUAUCUUAUGUAGAUGGUCAGAUGGCGCUGAGUGAAACCUACUGUGGCACUUCAUCGUAUGCAGCACCAGAGAUUUUAAAGAAUUUUCCCUACAACCCCAAAGUGUCUAAUGUGUGGAGCAUGGGUGUUGUACUAUAUAUGAUGCUCUGUGCAUCUGUACCCUUCAAUGACUCCAACAUUACGAGGAUGGUGAAAAAACAAAUGGAGCAUCGCAUUAACUUUCCAAAAAUUCCACCUGUGUCAUUUGAAGCAAAGGACCUCAUCCACGGCAUUCUGCACCCUGUUGUGGAGCAGCGCAUUACAAUUGGAGAAAUAUUAGAGAAUUCAUGGAUACUGAAGGAAGGGAAAAUGGAGGACAGUAAUGAGGCCUCCGCAUCAAAUGCAGGCUUCAGACAGAAAGUAUCUCUAGAAGAAAAGACCAAAGAGGAUGAACAACUUUCAAUAAGUAGUUCAGAUGCAGAGGAAGGACCAUCAACUGUUGACCAACGAUGAUAAUCUUGAUAAUAAAUACACAUUCCUUCAAAUGGCAUCCAGCUGCAGUGUUUAAGAUUCCACUAAUAUAUGGCAACUUAUACAGUGUUUGCCAAGUUUUUUCUGCUGGCAAACCUAAUCCGAAAAAAGUAAAGUACUACUACUACUACCACUAACAGUAGAGAUAUAUUUACCUACAUAUAUUAAAAGGUCAUUUUCUGCAUUUUGAAAGUGUCAAUGCACUACAAAACAUUAUUUUCAAUUUUAAAGCUGAGAGUGAUGUAAAACAGUAAUGUCAUACUCUCCAGGAGCAGUCCUUCUCUUUUCUGAAAUUUAGUGUAGGAAGCUUCAUGUGUCACUCAGAUCAACUUCUAGGGAGUGUUUCUGGAUAACUCCAGACUCUCGGUAAGAUUAGCUUAUUGAAUGAUUCUUUUGAAAGAAACAAAAUACUUUUGAGACUUUGUGUGGAUGAGGAGGACAAUACAAGGUAUCCUUGCAAUGUUGUGAUGGGGAACAUGCAGCUUCGCAACAGUCAUGAUUGUGGCAGGCAAGAGAUUUCUGCAGUGAUGACUUAGACUUUAAUCGUAUGAUUGUUAAGGCUCCUCACAAACAUAGUGCCCACAACAUUCGUGGUGAGUGAAAGUUGAUUAAAACUUACUAGAGCACAAUUGUAUCUCCCCCUGGCUGCAUACCAUCUACUUGGUCUUAACCAGUUCCAAUGUGAAUGGACAAAAAACACAGCCCACGUUCUUUGCAAAAUGUGGCAUCUAUUACAGGCAGGACGUUUCACUUACAUCUACCAAAUUUGGUAGGCAUAUGUAGCACAUCAAGGAUCACAAAGAAGCCGGUGACACCCAUACCCUAAACCAGGCAUGGGCAAACUACGGCCCCCGGGCCACAUACGGCCCUUUGGGCUUUUCAAUCCAGCCCACGAAAUAAUUUGGUCAAUAUUAGAAUUGACGAAAUUACAGUAAAGACCACAUUCAUUUGGCCUUCUCCUUGCAGUACCCGGCGUUUAUGUUGACCCCACUAGAUGGCGCACUCCAGACACAAGUGACCUUUGUUGGUUUAUUCUCUCUUCUUCUUCCACUUUGCAACUGCAUUGAGCUGCUGUACCAAGGAGUGGAUAAAAGAAAAGUCGGUAGUGAGUGUCGAGUGUUUCAGGAGUGGACUGCUAAAUAUUUUUUCGCUAAAGUCCGUUCAAAGGCUGUAUGUCUUAUUUGCAAUGAAACCGUUGCGGCUUUUAAAGAAUACAAUAUCAGCCGACACUUUUCCACGAAGCAUGCUAACUACGCUAGCAA